AGAAAGAUAUCGAGCCAGUCAAGGAAAACUGAAAUGAGCCACUCACAGGACGUGAUGCUCUGUGAGCUGGUCUCGCAACAUCCUUGCCUUUACGAUUUGAAGAACCCUAAAUAUAGAGACACUAUGUUCAGAGACAGAAUUUGGGAAGAAAUUGGUGCACAGUUGAAACUGGCAGGUAUGCAAUUACAGAAGAAAUGGCGCAAUAUCAAAGACUCCUACAACCGAGAGAAGAGGAGAUUAAGCGGUAAAAGUGGUUCUGCCGUUGCGAGGAACACACAAUAUUUGUAUUUCAAUUUACUGUCAUUCUUAAAUAUCACCAGUCCACCCGUCCAUACGCACAGCAGCGUAUCGCCUGAAACCAUUGAGAAUCAGGCCUCACAAGAAAGUGAAGCAGCAAGUGGACCGUACACGGGCUAGGGUGCUAGACAAGAAAAGGAAGCCACAAAAUGAAGUUGGUAGAGAAUUAAUCAAUGUGCUGCAAAAAUCUGCAGAUGCAAGACAGCAACUAGACGCACAAAUGAUGACAGACGAGGACAAACUCUUUUAUGUUAUCUUUGAUCCCCAAUUGUAAGAAAAUACCGCAGCACUUGAAGUUGUCAGUAAAACGAUGAAUCUUAAGUAUUAUCGAGGAAGUUCAAUGAAACCCUAGUUAUCCAACCACUUCCAGCCAUGAACACCACCGAUAGUACUUUUUUCAGCCUUCACAAUCAUCAGGUAUAUUUCUCACAAUGCCAUCCUUAAAUUACAUCGCAACCUUGUGAAGCAGAAGGAUAUCAGCAAAGCAACGCUGCCCAACCUGCUUGUUCUUCUUCUUCACAAGACAACAUAGCGAAGUCUCCACAAGAAACCAUCAAUGAUGGCAGUAUUGACAAUGGUGCUACGUCACCUUUACUCAGUUGUUUCACGAAUGAUGAAGUCAAUGUUACUA
Messenger RNA from Schistocerca serialis cubense, 928 nucleotides. It is a transcript of the gene Dlip3, whose product is annotated as transcription factor Adf-1. The coding region runs from base 34 to 417 and encodes 127 amino acids. The record is from RefSeq and is a predicted model, not a curated record. Gene Ontology annotation, biological process: regulation of transcription by RNA polymerase II. Gene Ontology annotation, cellular component: transcription regulator complex; nucleus. Lineage: Eukaryota; Metazoa; Arthropoda; Insecta; Orthoptera; Acrididae. The transcript is spliced from 2 exons.